AUGGGAUUUGAUUUAUCAACCACAACAUCAUUUGUCACCGUCCACUUGUUCACAUGGUAUGGUGUUGGUAUAGUGGCUGUCUUAAUAUAUGCAACCAUCGCUAAGGUCAAGAAAGAAAUUUUCAUUAAAAAACACGGAUGCAAAGAAGCGUAUGUGUUUCCCGAUGGGGGCCCUUUUGGCUUGAUAUUAGCCUACGUUUUACAAAAAUACAAGUCAAAUGGUCAGAUUCUUGAUUUUGCUUUAGAAUUGUAUGAGAAAUACGGUAGAAGAUUGACUUUCACUGCUUACUUGUUUGGAGUUCGAGUCGUUGUUUCUGGUGAACCCGAAAACAUGAAGGCUAUCUUGGCUACCCAGUUUAAUGACUUUUCCUUAGGUACGAGACACCCACAAUUUAAACCUUUGUUGGGAGAUGGUAUCUUCACAUUGGAUAACCAAGGAUGGAAAGAGUCAAGACAAAUGUUGCGUCCACAAUUCGCGAGAGAACAGAUUUCACAUGUUAAAAUGUUGGAACCUCAUGUACAAGUACUUGCUGAACACAUUAGAAAACACAAGGGUCAAACAUUUGAUCUUCAAGAAUUAUUCUUCAGAUUGACUGUUGAUGCCAGUACUGAGUUUUUGUUUGGUGAGUCAGUCCAUUCGUUAUAUGAUGAAUCAAUUGGAAGGCAAUGUGACCCUGACGUUGCAGAUUUUGCAGAGGCUUUUAAUAAUGCUCAAAUAGCAUUAGGUGUCAGAACCUAUUUGCAAGCUGCUUACUUUCUUUACAACCCACCUUCAUUUUGGAAAAAUUCAAAGAUUGUUCACAAGUUUGCCAAAACAUUCGUCAACAAAGCAUUGAGCUUAACUCCGGAAGAAUUGGAUCAAAGGGGCGAGAAACAUGGAUAUACAUUUCUUUACGAAUUAGUUAGACAUACGAGAGAUCCUAAAGUUUUACAAGAUCAAUUGCUAAACAUCAUGGUUGCUGGUAGAGAUACAACUGCUGGUCUUUUAUCAUUUACCUUCUUUGAAUUAGCCAGACACCAAGAUGUGUGGAAUAAAUUGAAGGAGGAGAUUUAUCAUCACUUUGGAUCAGGUGAAGACAGUGAUGUCGGAAAUAUUACUUUUGAGACUUUGAAGCAAUGUACUUACCUCAAAUGGGUUUUGAAUGAAGUUUUAAGAAUGUACCCCUCCGUUCCUGUCAAUUUCAGAGUCGCAAACAAAGACACCACUUUACCUGUAGGUGGUGGUCCUGAUGGAACUUCUCCUGUUUAUAUUGGAAAAGGAACUGCCGUUGCUUACUCGCCAUACAUGACACAGAGAUUGGAAACAUUUUAUGGAAAAGACUCCUUUGAGUUUAAGCCUGAGCGUUGGGAAAAUGCCCCAAAAUUGGGAUGGGCCUAUUUACCUUUCAACGGAGGUCCACGUAUUUGUUUGGGACAACAAUUUGCCUUAACUGAAGCCUCGUAUGUUAUUGUACGUUUGGCUCAAAUGUUUCCCAACUUGGCAAGUAAAUAUGAUGGGCCGGAACCAUGCAGGAAGUUGAUUCACUUGACUAUGUGCCUUAUGGAUGGUGCACAAGUUCAAAUGAGUUAA
Lodderomyces orthopsilosis Co 90-125 is the source of this 1569-nucleotide messenger RNA. RefSeq names its product cytochrome P450. The transcript has a single exon. NCBI's taxonomy places the organism in Eukaryota, Fungi, Ascomycota, Pichiomycetes, Serinales, Debaryomycetaceae. Bases 1 to 1569 code for a protein of 522 amino acids. The record is from RefSeq and is a predicted model, not a curated record. Gene Ontology annotation, molecular function: iron ion binding; heme binding; oxidoreductase activity, acting on paired donors, with incorporation or reduction of molecular oxygen, reduced flavin or flavoprotein as one donor, and incorporation of one atom of oxygen.